This is a messenger RNA of Puma concolor (puma), 1575 nucleotides long. It is a transcript of the gene API5, whose product is annotated as apoptosis inhibitor 5. The record is from RefSeq and is a predicted model, not a curated record. Gene Ontology annotation, biological process: negative regulation of apoptotic process. Gene Ontology annotation, cellular component: nucleus. Gene Ontology annotation, molecular function: RNA binding. Lineage: Eukaryota; Metazoa; Chordata; Mammalia; Carnivora; Felidae.
AUGCCGACCGUAGAAGAGCUUUAUCGCAACUAUGGCAUCCUAGCCGACGCUACGGAGCAAGUUGGCCAGCAUAAAGAUGCCUAUCAAGUGAUACUAGAUGGUGUGAAAGGUGGUACAAAGGAAAAAAGAUUAGCAGCUCAGUUUAUUCCGAAAUUCUUUAAGCAUUUUCCAGAAUUGGCUGAUUCUGCUAUCAAUGCACAGUUGGACCUCUGUGAGGAUGAAGACGUAUCAAUUCGACGGCAAGCAAUUAAAGAGCUGCCUCAGUUUGCCACCGGAGAAAAUCUUCCCAGAGUGGCAGAUAUACUAACCCAACUUCUGCAGACAGAUGAUUCUGCGGAAUUUAACUUAGUGAACAAUGCCCUGUUAAGUAUAUUUAAGAUGGAUGCAAAAGGGACUUUAGGUGGCUUGUUUAGCCAAAUACUUCAGGGAGAGGACAUUGUUAGAGAACGAGCAAUCAAAUUCCUUUCUACAAAACUUAAGACUUUACCAGAUGAGGUUUUAACAAAGGAAGUAGAGGAACUUAUACUAACUGAAUCCAAAAAGGUCCUAGAAGAUGUUACUGGUGAAGAAUUUGUCCUGUUUAUGAAGAUACUAUCUGGGUUAAAAAGCUUACAGACAGUGAGUGGAAGACAGCAACUCGUAGAGUUGGUGGCUGAACAGGCUGACCUGGAACAAACCUUCAAUCCCUCCGAUCCUGACUGUGUGGACAGGCUCUUACAGUGCACUCGGCAGGCAGUACCCCUCUUCUCUAAAAAUGUGCAUUCCACAAGGUUUGUGACUUAUUUCUGUGAGCAGGUUCUCCCUAACCUCAGUUCCUUGACUACCCCAGUGGAGGGCCUCGAUAUACAGUUGGAGGUAUUGAAACUAUUGGCAGAGAUGAGUUCAUUUUGUGGUGACAUGGAAAAACUAGAAACAAAUUUAAGGAAACUGUUUGACAAGUUAUUGGAAUACAUGCCUCUCCCUCCGGAAGAAGCAGAAAACGGGGAGAAUGCUGGUAAUGAAGAACCCAAGCUACAGUUCAGUUAUGUGGAGUGUUUGUUGUACAGCUUCCACCAGUUGGGCCGAAAACUUCCAGAUUUCUUAACAGCCAAAUUGAAUGCAGAAAAGCUCAAAGAUUUCAAAAUUAGGCUGCAGUACUUUGCCCGGGGUCUGCAGGUUUAUAUCAGACAACUUCGCUUGGCUCUGCAGGGUAAAACAGGCGAAGCCUUAAAAACAGAAGAGAACAAGAUUAAAGUUGUUGCAUUGAAAAUAACCAAUAAUAUCAAUGUUUUAAUCAAGGAUCUCUUCCACAUUCCUCCUUCUUAUAAAAGCACAGUAACAUUAUCCUGGAAACCUGUACAGAAGGUGGAAAUUGGGCAGAAGAGAGCCAAUGAAGAUACAACUUCUGGUUCACCACCGAAGAAAUCUCCAGCAGGACCAAAAAGGGAUGCCAGGCAGAUUUAUAAUCCUCCUAGUGGGAAAUAUAGCAGCAAUUUGAGCAACUUUAAUUAUGAGCAGAGAGGAGCCUUCAGGGGAAGUAGAGGUGGCCGAGGUUGGGGAGCACGAGGAAAUCGUAGUCGGGGAAGACUCUACUGA